Python bivittatus (Burmese python) is the source of this 602-nucleotide messenger RNA. It is a transcript of the gene IFNG, whose product is annotated as interferon gamma. The record is from RefSeq and is a predicted model, not a curated record. Lineage: Eukaryota; Metazoa; Chordata; Lepidosauria; Squamata; Pythonidae. Gene Ontology annotation, molecular function: type II interferon receptor binding; cytokine activity. Gene Ontology annotation, cellular component: extracellular region. Gene Ontology annotation, biological process: humoral immune response; adaptive immune response.
AGUCAAGUUAGAUACACUACUUUGGUUCUAGUUUCCAGUUCUGUAGCAAAGUAGUCUUUCUACUUAAGUCAGAUACAAUGGCUUGGCAGAUUUGUCUCUUCUUCCUUCUAAUGAGUACUUGUCCUGAUGUCAUCACUGGUUCAACUUUUGAACAUAUCAAAGAUUCUAUAAUGAAGCUAGAGAAUGAUUUUAACACCAGUCAGUCUGACGUUGCUGAUGAUGGAUCUAUUUUCACACACAGAUUUAGAAAUGGACUAUGGACAGAGGCCAAUGAAAAAAAAAUCUUACUUGCCCAGAUGAUUUCAAUGUACAGCAACAUGUUGAAAUAUGCAACCAAAACUCAAACUUCAGACCACCUCAGAGACUUAAUAGAAGCCUUGGAAGAAUAUAAAACACAAUUCAGUGAAAGCUUGAAGAAAGCAAAUGAUCUUAUUGAGGUGGCAAACCUUCCGAUGAAUGAUUUGAAAAUCCAGCGCAAGGCAGUAGCUGAAAUGUAUCGUGUCUUGCUUGAAGUGAACGCUGAAGAAAUUAAAAGACUAAGGAGAAGUAGAAGACAAAAUCCAAGAAGUCAGAAGAGACUUCUACCAAACCUCAGAGGAUAG